Loxodonta africana (African savanna elephant) is the source of this 4862-nucleotide messenger RNA. RefSeq names its product sodium voltage-gated channel beta subunit 3 (gene SCN3B). Gene Ontology annotation, molecular function: sodium channel inhibitor activity; transmembrane transporter binding. NCBI's taxonomy places the organism in Eukaryota, Metazoa, Chordata, Mammalia, Proboscidea, Elephantidae. Gene Ontology annotation, cellular component: voltage-gated sodium channel complex. The record is from RefSeq and is a predicted model, not a curated record. The transcript has 6 exons. Bases 770 to 1417 code for a protein of 215 amino acids. Gene Ontology annotation, biological process: ventricular cardiac muscle cell action potential; regulation of sodium ion transmembrane transporter activity; regulation of heart rate by cardiac conduction.
GUCACCGGCCACCGGCCACCGAGGAUCGGGGCACUGCGCGAUCCAGAAGCGAGCUCCGGGGAAGGGGCUCGCCCUUCCCACCCACCCCCACCUCUGAGAUCGCCGGCCAGACGGUAGCCUCCGCCUCCUUCCCGGACCCUCCGGGCCUCCCCGGGGAGCCGAGGACGGGUGUGGACUGACCAACGUGGAAAGACUCCUCCAGCUCAGACGGACGGCCCAGGUGGCUUCGGGUGUGGGGGACACGCCCAACUGGAGAAGCCGGCCGGGGCGGUUGCAGCCGGAGCUCCGGGGUGGCGGUGAAUAUUGGUCGGGGCGUAGCUGUUCGUAGGGGAGGAGCGGUGGCUAAACAUGGACCCCUUCGACAGCAGAGCCGCCUAGCGCAGCUCCUCGCUUCCCAGCCGAGCUUCCCUAGGCGCAAACGGGUGAAGGCAGGGGCGCUAACUGGAAUCUGAAGCUCCGGGUGGGCGGGGAAGAUACUGUCCUUGGUGCUGAGCCGGAGCCGGGCCGCGGGUUCGGGGAGCCAGCACCGAGCUGCUGAGCCGCUCCAUCCAGUUGGGGCGGUCGACUAGGGUAGCUUCAAGCUGAAACUCCCUGUCCGGCUCCAACAGUCCACAGAGCCUCCCCGGGGCUCUUGGCCCUUCUGUCAGUCAGAACGUCGCCCCCUGGGGGCAGUUCGUCCCGAAGGGUUUCCUCGAAAGUAUCUAAGAGGGCGCAGUCCUUGACCGAGGGAAUCUCUCUGUUUAGUCCCGGAAGCCACUAGCUGAAAAAGAUGCCUGCCUUCAACAGAUUGUUUUCCCUGGCUUCCCUGGUGCUCAUCUACUGGGUCAGUGUCUGCUUCCCUGUGUGUGUGGAGGUGCCCUCAGAGACGGAGGCUGUUCAGGGCAACCCCAUGAAGCUUCGCUGCAUCUCCUGCAUGAAGAGGGAGGAGGUGGAGGCCACCACGGUGGUGGAAUGGUUCUACAGGCCUGAGGGCGGUAAAGAUCUCCUUAUCUAUGAGUAUCGAAAUGGCCACCAGGAGGUGGAGAGCCCCUUCCAGGGCCGCCUGCAGUGGAACGGGAGCAAGGACCUGCAGGACGUGUCCAUCACUGUGCUCAAUGUCACCCUGAACGACUCCGGCCUCUACACCUGCAAUGUGUCUCGGGAAUUUGAGUUUGAGGCACAUCGUCCCUUUGUGAAGACUACACGGCUUAUCCCCCUUCGAGUCACUGAGGAGGCUGGAGAGGACUUUACCUCUGUGGUCUCAGAAAUCAUGAUGUACAUCCUGCUGGUCUUCCUCACCUUGUGGCUGCUCAUCGAGAUGGUAUACUGCUACAGGAAGGUCUCAAAGGCUGAAGAGGCAGCCCAAGAAAAUGCGUCUGACUACCUUGCCAUCCCAUCAGAGAACAAAGAGAACUCUGCAGUACCAGUGGAGGAAUAGAAGAGACAGGAUGUGGCUUGAGGUGCCUGAACACUGAGGGACUGGAUAUCCCACAUUCAGUGAUGUCAACAGCGUCGGGAGGGUGCCCUAGGGGCCACAUCACUUCCCUUCAUGUAUCCAUCCUUCUAUCCAUUCAUCCAUCCAUCCACUGAACUUUCAUCUCUGACUUCCCAUUCUGUCAGACCUCUGCAUACCAUAAGACUUUGCCAGAAGAGCUGAGGAGCCAACAUUUCCACAUGGGCUCUAUCUCACUCUGUCCUAGCUUUCAAGAAAGCAGCUCUCAUGACAACUGGAUUCUCCUCUGUGUUCCAAAUGACUUUGCACAAGUGUUGGAGGAAGUACCUCUCUCUGUUCUUACCUGGCUUGGACUGGCUUAUUCUCAUUGCUGCAAGAGAAUGGAAGUUUCAUCAAAGGUAGCAGGAGUGCUUAGUUUAGAUCAAGGCAAAAAUCACGGAACUGGAAUUCCUUGAAGUCAUUUUUUUUCCAAGUUCUUGGCCCAUUUGACUAGGGCACGAAAGCAAAGCAUGCCCAUCUAGGUUCUGCAGUUCUAGAAAGAUAUUUAAGCAUGAUCUACUUAAAUUUAAGGAGCUCUUAAAGUUUACAACACUCUCCUGAUCCUAUUGGGAUAAUAUAUGUGUGUUCUUCCCAGAAGCACACUACUGUGAGAUAGCUGAGAGGCUUUUCCUGUGGGUACCGUGACCGAACUUCCUAAUUUCUUCCUUCAAACUUUCUGUGGAUCAGUAUUAUUCCUCAUUUUACAGGAAGCAACUGAGACACAGACAGGACUCAAGUGAAUGAGUGACUUCAGAGGAUGAACUGAAGAAGAUGAGAUAGUUUUGUUUUUGCAAAACUUUGAAAUUGAGCUUGGCUAUGGCCAUGCCCUUUCACAAGCAGACUAGGGUGGAUUGCCCAGCUGAGGCUAACUCUGUCAGGGUCAGGGAACUGGCCAAAAAGCUACAGAGAAGGAUAUGAAGUAGACGUUCCUUUGUGUAAAGAUCUGUGAAUCUGGAAUAUUCUCCAGAUUUCAUCUGAGAAUGAUACAUAAGCUAAGGAAAAUAUGUUCUAGUCUGAGACUUGAUGAGCAAAUGAGUGAAGUCAGAGGGGAAGGAUGGUUAGGUGGCUUCCAGAUAUUUCACCUUGAACUUGUAAUGUCCACAUUUUUCCUAUAUUUUGGUAGAGCAGAGGAACGUUAGGAAAAAAAUUUACUUUCUAUGUUUUAACUGAUGGAGUGACUGGUCAAACUGUGAUGUCCUUCAGUAUCUAGUGAUGAGAGAGGGGAAGAAUGCUUUAUGGGAUAUGAGAAGGUGGAAGUGACUUCUCACUGAAAUUCAGUGAGACAGGUGUCCCUUGGAUCUGGGUCUGUGUCAUUAAUGGGAAAGACCAUAUUCCACUGGCCUUGCGCCUUACUUAACAAGUCCAUUUUUUUCCUUCUCUUCCAUCCCUGAGGAAGCAUUUGAAACAAGUCCUUGAAAACAUAUUCAAGAGUCCAAUUUUACUGAAGAAAAUAUUCUUUCAAUAAACUCAAGGUUCUCUGCAUAGGUAAUUUACCACACAAUCCCUCUAAAAUAGGGGGCAACAUGUAGAUAAUUUUUCUGAUUUUAUGGAGAAAGAGGCCUGGAGUUGCCAUGGAGUUGAUUCCAUCUCACAGCAAACCUACAGGACAGAGUAGAACUGCCCCACAGGGUUUCCAAGGAGCAGCUGGUAGGUUCUAACUGCUGCUAUGGUUAGCAGCCAUAGCUCUUAACCACUGUGCCACCAGGGCUCCAGAAUCCAGAAGCCUGAAUUAGUGUGAGGUUUUUCCCGGUCACAUGGCUGGUUGAUGGCAGAGCUUGCAGUAGUAGCAAGCUACCUACUGCCAUUCCACUUUCUUCUUGGCUCCAGUAGACCAUGCAUCUGCUUGUAAUCAAAUGAUUUGUGAUUGCCUGUAUUCUUUUUAUACAAGCCCAACUCAUCUGAUGUGUCCUGAGUGAUCUGUAACAAAGCUGAAUAGUACCUAGCAUUUCUUUAUUCUUUACAAUUUAUCUUCUCUAUUCUUUUCCUUCCUAUAACUUUGCAACUCGCCUCAUUCUUUCAUUAGGGCUUUAUGGCUUACAAGGCAUGUUCACUUCAAUUAUCUUAUGUCCUCUCCAUAUUAGCUCUUUGAGGUGAAUAUUAUUAAUACCCAUGUCGCAAAUAAAGAAAUUGAGGCUCCCUGAAGUUAAGUACAUUUACGAAAUCAUAAGGUCACAUAGCUGGUACGUGGAGAGUUGGAAUCCAGGUCUUCUGACUCCUAGCCCAGUUCUUUCCUCCCUGCUUUAUUUGUUAACUCUCACUUAAUCUUUGCCUAUCUUGCUUAUACUGGGUUGUUCACCAUCUUCUCUCACCCCUAAUUCCACUCUACUGCUCCUCCACCACUUGGCUUCUUGGUAGAUGCUAGAAAUGUGCUUUGAGAGUCAACCUCAUUUUAGUUCUCCCUUCCUAGUUGGCUUAUGCAUAAUUAUUUCCCCUGAAUACAGUUAAACUCUUUCCUGGGAGACUUGACCAUGACUAUAUAUCUACAAUGUACUGUGAUCACCAGCCUACUUCAAAUCCUCACCCACCAUCUAUUUCUCCCCAUAUUCCUACAAAGGACUCAGACUAAAUGUGCAUUGCUCUGAAAAGUCCUAUGUGGCAUGCGGUGGCUUACUUAAGGGCUCAGAAGAGUUCUCAAGGGCUAUUUUAUCACUUUAGAAACCCCAUCUGUUGUCUUGGUGCUGGGUAUUCCCCAUGACUGAUCCUCAGUGACACAAUUCACUUAAAGGCCAAGCUACGCUGGGUCUGAUCUUCCCUUUCCUAGUGCUUGACAGCUAUGAAUUGCUGAACUCAGUUGACCUUACAGGCACCUUGCCCUCCUGACCUUUACUGUUAGCCAAGUCUCGCAUCACAGCCCCAGCUUCAUGUGGAAACGCUUUAGCAGUGCCCGUCCCUACUCUAACCUUUGGGUUCACAGUCGGCUUGAAACUGUUAUCCUUUACUUUCUCCCUCCCAAGACACCCACACAUUCAGAUAAUUUCUUCUCUGAAUUUCUGGAUUUUCCUUAGAUGUGUAACGAGAACAGUAAGUGGGAAAGGAAUUUCUCAAAGCAUGAAGAUGCUGAGAAAUGUGUACACAAUGGCAACUAGAAGAGACAGUAGCAUUCUCCCCUCCCCCUGAAAAUCCCAAAACUACUGGACUGAAAUGGAAAGUAGAAUUUGUAAACCCACCUGACCUAUCUUUGCAGGAAGAAGCAAGAGCUGGACACAUUUCAGAAUAUAUCGACUUAACAUGGAAAUGAAAAAAAACAAAAAAGCCUUCCUCUCUCCUCCUCUUGUAAAUGAAAAAUCUCCACCUCAAUGAACUCAUCUAGUUGCUGCAAAUGUAUCUGGAUAGUAGGUGGUGUGUUCAUUACUCCAAUCAUCCAUUCAUUCUGCAAACAUUUCCCAGCACC